This is a messenger RNA of Entrophospora candida, 185 nucleotides long. The record is from the annotation of a GenBank genome assembly. Lineage: Eukaryota; Fungi; Glomeromycota; Glomeromycetes; Entrophosporales; Entrophosporaceae.
AUCCAAAUUUCCAAUUUACAAUCUGGAAAUAUCCUUCACUAAAGAAAAUUAUUGAUGUUAAGCAUGCACAUUCAGAUUGUAUUUUACACUCAGCUUUGAGCCCUGGGGGAGAAAUUGUAGCAACUUUAGGUGAUGAGUGUUUGAAAUUUUGGCGUGAUGGUUAUCAAAUCAAAAUAUUUCAUUAA